This is a messenger RNA of Limulus polyphemus (Atlantic horseshoe crab), 2865 nucleotides long. RefSeq lists its product as uncharacterized. Bases 28 to 2508 code for a protein of 826 amino acids. Lineage: Eukaryota; Metazoa; Arthropoda; Merostomata; Xiphosura; Limulidae. The transcript has 11 exons. Gene Ontology annotation, molecular function: calcium ion binding. The record is from RefSeq and is a predicted model, not a curated record.
AUUAAUUACUAUGGCUCACGUGUUAAUAUGAUGAACCCUUCCCGCUCGUUAACUUUAAGAUCUACAGAGGAUGGGUUAGAUUCAGGAUAUUCACACUCUUCAGUUGAAAGUUUAAUUAACUUUCCUGUUGGAGAAUCUCGGACUGACGUCACUGCCCCCAAUUAUUCUCCCAUGUUGAGCUCAGAAGCUUUUAUUGUGUAUUCACCACCCAGUAAAGGUUUUAACAUACCUGUGGAUACACGUAUCCGUUUUCGUACAUCUACAAAGCUACAAGCGAGUUCGACUGCAGAUAUGGUAAUUAGUUCCGUUGUGUCUAAUAUCAAAAGUUUCAGCUAUAUUGCAGUUGAAAAUAACAAUCCUCAGUCCAUACCGACAGUGAGUCAGCCCAAGAUCAAUAAUAUUUCACUGAAUGCAGUAAAAACUAUGUUGAAAAGCGUUUCACUCCCUACUAGUGUGAAGACAACAAGUGCUACUUAUGUCCAACCAUCUCAUGCCUUCAAACCAGAAAUCCCUAAUUCCCGGCUGGUUACACAAAAAAGUGAUUUUAUACCAACAGGUCCAGUCACAGGGUGGGUUCCUGUGUUUUAUCCUUCACAUCUCAACCCACGACCUAUUCAAGUGGACAAUGCUGAGAGAGGUAAAGAACCGACGGUAAUAACUGAACAGACCAAGUUUUAUUUCACCGUGACUCAUUUUACAGGAAGGUCUGGAAUAUCUAAAGAACGUGAGCAAGUUGAUUCCAUCGUGCAAAACGAUCACGUAGGCUCAUAUUCUAAAAUCGAAAAGAAGAAUACGUCCGAUGGAGAUUUUUAUAAUCUCAGCUCAGAGCUUUCUGUUGAGCAGUCUGAUGUAGAACUCACGUACACCAAGCCUAGAGAAUCAGUUCUUGAAACCAUUCAAUCUGCGUCACCAGAAGAUCUCAGCCCAACGAAAAAUCGAAAUGAUGAGAAGGUUAUCACUCUUUUUGGAUCCGGAACACUAAGUGACGACGUUACAACUAAACAAACUACUACAACUAGAUCGAGUUUUCCAACGGGCCGUCCAUAUGUUGUGCCAGUAGAUAUUGAAGAUGUUCGCCCUUUUAUUGGAUCUGGACCCCCUGGUGGCUUGACAGGGAACAACAACACUCCCCAGUUUCCUGGUGGUCAGAAUUUUCAGGCCAGACCAGGUGUGAAGCCACCUCUUCGCAGGGCACCGUUUAAACCUCGGCCUCCGAUAAUCAGGAUUGAUACUUGUAUCAUCGGCGAUGACUCGACUUGUGACGUCAACUUGAAUGAAUGGUGUAAAACAGAAGUUGGUAUAAGUGCUUGUCACUGUCGGCCAGGAUAUGCUAGAACUGCAUCACGUGGCCCUUGUACACCUGUUAUUUCCCUCCUGCUGGCGAUGAAAGCAGAUCGUCUUGAUAACAAGAAACUGAAGUUUAAUCAACUUUACCAGAACCCAAAUUCAGAGGAAUUUCAGCUCUUGGAAUAUGAAGCUGAACACGCCCUGAGCUCUUUGUUUCCAUAUACUGCUCUGGCCAAGGACUUUUUAGGGGUCAAAGUGAAUACUUUCUAUUCUAUUGGAGGUAUUUUCAUGGUAAAUGCUACUGUAAAACUGAAGGAAACUACGACUACUAAAAAGACUUCGGUAAAACAGCAGCUGAAAAACGAACUGAAUAAAGUGAUAAACCAGAACAUUGGAGACAGUCGACUACAGGUCCAAGAAUCACCCAGUCCAGUUCCGUUAGUAGAAGAUUUCGAUGAGUGUGCUGAUCCAGAUACGAAUGAUUGUUCCAAGAAUGGCUACUGUGUAAAUGAACUUGGUUCUUUCUGGUGUCAUUGUAAACCUGGAUAUUUAGACAAGUUUCAAAAUGACCGAUGGAAAGCAGGGCGACAGUGCUACGCUUGUUCUUCAGAGUUCUGUAACAAUCAUGGAGAGUGUGUCGUGAGUAAAGAAACCACUGCUUGCAAAUGCAGGGACAAUUAUAUGGGUACACAUUGUGAUAUUGACAGAGAGGUAUUAGGUGUUGCCCUCGGAGCAUCCAUCACCGCUGCUGUCAUCAUCAUCUUAACACUGAUUUGUCUUUGUGUCUGGAAUCGAAGGUCGAACAAAAAUGAUAAAAAGAUGGGAACUUCGCCUUCAGCUAGAAUUGGUCAGAUUUAUAAUUACGUCAACGAAAACAGCACUCCGAGACGGUCCAGUAGGCUAUCAGUAGAAGAUCGAAUGAGGUGGCAUCACCUCGCUGAUGCAGUUGGACGUAUAUACGAGCCUCACCUUGCAGACAAACAAGUAACAACAUCAGUUCCUCCAAUCCAACAGCAUGUAUAUGCAGCACCCUCUCGUGUUCACAGUCCUAUCUUGGAUGACAACCACCAUAGUCAGCCACAAAGACCUCGUUCGAGAGCUUCUUAUUUGUCUGAAUUGAGUGGGCCUUACCAUAGUGUUAACCAAACGUCAAUAGAAGAGUACAAUUCAAAUGUUAACCAAGGAUACUUGUUCAGGAAAUCGAGAUCUUAUCAUAGCUGAAACAAGGAUUCAUUAAGCCUGUCCAGUAGAAAUGAAAUCCAUUUAUUGGAUAACCCAAGCCUUGUUGAUAUUUAUCUUGGAUCAUCUAAAACAGAGUGAGAAGACAGGCCUGACGCGAUUAGCCAAAGUUGGUUCAUGAAAAACCAACCGGUGACAAAAGAAAUAUUUAAAUCGUGAAACCAUACGGAUUGGAUCUGUGUUUUUAUGUUUAAAUGCCGGAAUUGAGUGAACUCGAUGAAGACACCAUCCAACAUGGGUGGUCUGACUUUGGAUCAGUGCGUACGAAAAUAAGUAUUACGAAACAGUGAUUAAUCUGUUAGGAAUUUAUUGAUCGACUGUGAUGAUGCCAUGUAGACA